AUGUCUAACAAAGAUUUACUGUUGCGUGUCGAACAUGUGAAAUAUCGUAUGACAGGUGCUUCUAAAUCACCUAUUAGUACCUUUUAUGUUUAUGAAGAUCGGGUUGAAUGGUUGGACAACGCUUCAAUUGAAAAACUUGUCGUCCUUUUCAGCGAUAUUAGAGAAUUGACCGCAACAGAUUUAGUGACUUACAAGCAAUCCAUGAUUCUGUUGCAUUUUUGGAUGUGUUUUCCACCGACGAAUCCUGACAUGGAUGAAAAAUUUCCUGCAGAAAAAUGCUGA
This is a messenger RNA of Brugia malayi, 282 nucleotides long. RefSeq lists its product as uncharacterized. The coding region runs from base 1 to 282 and encodes 93 amino acids. The record is from RefSeq and is a predicted model, not a curated record. The transcript is spliced from 3 exons. NCBI's taxonomy places the organism in Eukaryota, Metazoa, Nematoda, Chromadorea, Rhabditida, Onchocercidae.